Acanthosepion pharaonis is the source of this 1587-nucleotide messenger RNA. NCBI's taxonomy places the organism in Eukaryota, Metazoa, Mollusca, Cephalopoda, Sepiida, Sepiidae. The record is from the annotation of a GenBank genome assembly.
AUGGCACGCCAAACAUUUCUCAAUGGACACAGGCGCAAAUUCAUUCAUUCAUUCAUUCUUUCUUUCUUUCUUUCUUUCUUUCUUCACAACUUCUUUUAUCGUCUCUGGAGUUCUGUCUUUCUAUCUUUGUUUUUAACAUUUUUUUUUAAACAUUUCUUUUUUUUUUCUUUCUUUCUUUUUUCUUUCAUUUCUUUCUUCUUUCUUUUUUUUUCUUUUUUUUUUUUCUUUCUUUUUUCUUUCUUUCUUUCUUUUUUUUUUUCUCUUUCUUUCUUUCUUUCUUUUCUUUCUUUCUUUUUUCUUUCUUUCUUUCUUUUUUUUUUUCUUUCUUUCUUUUUUUCUUUCUUUCUUUUUUCAUUUCAUUUCUUUCUUUUCUUUCUUUCUUUGUUCUUUCAUCUUUCUUUUUUUUUCUUUCUUUCAUCUUUUUUCUUUUUUCUUUCAUUUAUUUUUCUUUCUUUCUCUUACUUUCUUUCUUUUUUUCUUUCUUUCUUUUUCUUUUCUUUUCUUUUUUUCUUUCUCUUUCUUUCUUUUUUCUUUCAUUCUUUUUUUCAUUUUCUUUCUUUUAUCUUUCUUUUAAAUUUUUUCUUUCUUUCUUUCUUUCUUUCUUUCUUUUUUUUUUUCUUUUUUCUUUCUUUUAACUUUUUUCUUUCUUUUCUUUUUUUCAUUUUAAUUUUAUUUUAUUUUUUUCGUCUCUUUCUUUCUUUCUUUCUUUCUUUCUUUCUUUCUUUUCUUCACAUCUUUUUUUUUUCUUUUAUUCUUUCUUUCUUUCUUUUUUUUUUUCUUUUCUUUCAUUUUAACCUUCUUUUCUAUUUUUUCUUUUUUUUCUUUUCUUUCUUUCAUUUCAUGAUUUUGUUCUUUUUUUUUUUCUUUCUUUCUUUCUUUCUUUUUUUCUUUCUUUUUUUUUUUUUUUUCUUUUUUUUUUUUUUUUUUUUUUUUCUUUUCUUUCUUUCUUUCUUUCUUUCUUUUUCUUUAUUUCUUUCUUUUUUUUUUCUUUCUUUCUUUCUUUCUUUCUUUCUUUCUUUUUUUUCUUUCUUUUUUUUUUUCAAUUCUUUUAAGUUUUUUUCUUUCUUUCUUUUUUUCUUUUUUUUGGCAGGAAUUUUCUUCUUUCUUUCAUUUUUUUCUUUUUUCUUUUCUUUCUUUCUUUUAUUUUUUCUUAUUUUUUCUUUUUUUAUUUUCUUUUUUUCUUUAAAAAUUUUUUUUUUUUCUUUCAAAAAAUUCAAGUUUCUUUUUUCUUUUUUUUUCUUUCAAAGGAUCAUUCUUUUUUUUUUUCUUUCUUUAGCUAAAUUUUAUUCAAAAACAAAAAAUCCUAUCGUCUCUGAGUUCUGUCUUUCUAUCUUUUUGUCUUCCAUCCAAAAAAUUUUUUUUUUUUCAUUUUUAAAUUCUUUCUUUCAUUUUUUCUUUCUUUCUUUUUUUCUAUAUAACUCUUUGUCAAUCUUUGUUUCUUCCAUCACAAUAUUUAUUUUUUUUCUAAAAAAACAAUUUUUUAUUUCAUUUUUUUUUCUUUCUUUCUUUUUUUCUUUCAAAAAAUCUUUUCAUUUUUCGUCUCUGAAUUUAGUUUAUUCUUUCUUUUCUUUCUUUUUGAAAUGUUGA